AGGGAGUGGGACAGAUUCUGGGAGUGCAGCGGGGAGGAGUCCUGGCAGGGCUGAGCGGGAGCAGCCGGAGCGGAGCCAGGACACACAGCCUCGCGGAGAGGACGGCGCAGGCCAGGCCAGGCGGUGAGGAGUGGAGGUGAGAUGGCCGACAGCUACACGGAGCUGGAGCAGGCGGUGGUGGUGCUGGUGGAGAACUUCUACAAGUAUGUGUCCAAGUAUAGCCUGGUCAAGAACAAGAUCAGCAAGAGCAGCUUCCGGAAGAUGCUGCAGAAGGAGCUCAACCACAUGCUGACGGACACUGGAAACAGGAAGGCGGCCGACAAGCUCAUCCAGAACCUGGACACCAAUCACGAUGGGCGCAUCAGCUUCGACGAGUACUGGACCUUGAUAGGCGGAAUCACCAGCCCCAUCGCCAACCUCAUCCGCCAGCAGGAGCAGCAGGGCAGCAGCUAGGAGGCCCCAUGCCCCGAACCGGCCCCCUUCUCAGCCUCACCCCUGCCCCUGCCCCUGCCUCCACACCUGCCCCUUGCUGACCAGGGCCGGGGGAUGGCAGGGCUCCUUUGUGAGUGUCCCUGACUGGGGGUGUCUCUCUGACGGUCUCAGACCCCGAAGCCAGCAGGCCCUGAGACCCCUUUCCCCCAGCCGAGAGAUCAAAAUGCUGUUUGAGGUUCCCGAGAAUCUCCCCCCUCAGCCCCUGGACCGUGAUACGGUGUGAUUGCUGUCUCCUGACCUUGGGGGUCAGCGCGCUGCUUAGGUCCCUCUGCCCAGGUAUAGCAGCGGAGACCUCGUCCCUUUCCCAUGCAGCUCCUCUGCCAGGAGGAGGAAAUUCAGGGACUCCCCUCCAGAUGCCUCACUCUGGGUGGGAGUGAGCUAAGGGGGGUUGGGCCCCCUCCCACCUGCUCAGCCCAGGGACGCCCAUAAAGGCUUGAUUUGAAAUUUGUAUUUCCCUCCUCCUGUCUUCUUGUGAUGUUCAUUAAACCUUCUUGCGCCUUGA
Molecule: messenger RNA, 994 nt
Organism: Sorex araneus (European shrew)
Lineage: Eukaryota; Metazoa; Chordata; Mammalia; Eulipotyphla; Soricidae
Gene: S100A16
Product: S100 calcium binding protein A16
Exons: 3
Coding region: 142-453 (103 amino acids)
Cellular component (GO): perinuclear region of cytoplasm; nucleus
Molecular function (GO): calcium ion binding
Source: RefSeq, a predicted model, not a curated record